AUGGUAUUACCCAUGUGGGACAAUGUUUUGAUGGUGGAGCAACUGAAUUCCGUGAAGUUCUGUUUCAUGCGAAGAUGUUACCGUCAAGUGGGGUGUGUUAAGAGGUUCGAUAGUGUGCAUACUUGUGGGGUUGCUGUACCUAGUUGUAGGAACCCUCGUACGAGGUCUGAUUUGGUGUCUACCGUUGUUGCAGAUCGGGUGCGUGAUAAGCCACUGACGCGCCCUACUGAUGUUGUGUUUGAUUUGAAAAACGAGUAUGGUUUGGACAUUAGUUACCGGGUGGCAUGGUUGGGUGUUGAGAAAGCGAGGGGCGAAGUGUACGGGGAUCAUGCUACGUCCUUCGACCAGCUCAGGUGGUAUAGCGAUUUUGUUAUGCAAAAAAACCCAAACAGUUACAUUAACCUUAAGUUUGACCAAAAAAUCGGGAGCUUCGUUAGGUAUUUCAUAUCAUUCUACGCUUGUAUAGAUGGGUUCAAUCAUUGCCGUCCUCUGCUAUUUUUGGAUGGAACGUUUUCGAAAGGUAGAUUUAAAGGUAAUUUGCUUGCAGCUACUGCUAAAAAGGCCAAUCAAGCUUUUGCUAUUGUUGAUUCCGAGAAUUCAGCCAAUUGGGAAUGGUUUCUUCAUAAUUUGAAGAAGUUGUUGGGGGAUCGAAUGAAAUAUGUUAAUGCAUCGCACAAAAUUGGGUUGAUGCGGAAGUUGCGGGAAUGUGCCUAUGCGCCCACUGUUACUUGUUUUAAUGAGAAAUUUGAGGUAUUGAAGAAGGCCAACCCAACCGUGAUUGAAGAUUUUAUGAAAGACUUGCACCCAAAACACUGGUCUAAUGCAUAUUUCAGGCACUUUCAUGAUCCGCUUAAUGGGGGAGGGCGGUAUGGGGAGAUGUGCUCAAACGCUACUGAAUCUUUCAACAAUUGGGUCGGCGAGCCCCGGCAUCUUCCUAUCACUAGAUUGGUCGAUAUAAUAAGGGGUCAAAUAAUGGAGCAGAUGUCAGACCGCCGAGUUGAAUGCACUAAAUGGGCCGGUGUAAUUUGCCUGAAAAUGGAGAAAAAAUUGGUGGCAGCAUAUAAUGACAGCAGGGCCUGGUGUGUGAGCCAGGCUAAUGAUGAUGUGUACGAGGUUCACUCCAAUCCAUCGGUGUUGGUUGAUGUCAUCAAGCAGACAUGUUUCUGUUUUCAGUGGCGGAUAAACGGGUUCCCGUGUUCCCAUGCUGUCGUUGCAUUCCGUAAUAGUGGGAGAAACAUCUACGAUUCAAUAGACUCUGCAUUCUCCAUUGAUACAUUUUGA
Camellia sinensis is the source of this 1281-nucleotide messenger RNA. Lineage: Eukaryota; Viridiplantae; Streptophyta; Magnoliopsida; Ericales; Theaceae. The record is from RefSeq and is a predicted model, not a curated record.